GUUAGGCCGUCUUUCCCAACGCCAUAGACCACAUCCUGUCAGGCCGUCUUUCCCAACGCCAUAGACCACAUCCUGUUAGGCCACAUCCUGUUAGGCCACAUCCUGUUAGGCCACAUCCUGUUAGUCCAUCUCCUCCAAUGCUUGACGCAGUAUCCUUUCAAACUCUUCAUCGUCAUCUUCGGCCUCUCUCGACUCCUGCUCCCUCGAUUCGCGACGUAGUCUCGUCUCGGGAUGCUCCGGGUACAUUCCUAGCUCUACUGUGUCUGAGAUGGCGACGACAGCCUCUGACAUAGUGAGGAAUGCAUCUGGCGCGGUGGCGAUUGUAUCUGACGCGAUGGUGGCUGUAUUUGGUGCAGGGACAACGGCUUCUGGCGUACCGAGUGCUGACGUACCGAGUGCUGGCAGACUGAGUGCUGGCGUACUAAAUGCUGGCGUACUCAGUGCUGGCGUACUCAGUGCUGGCGUGCUGACUGCCGGCGUUCUGAUUGCCGUGUGGCGUGCGGGUAUGGCUACUUUUGAAAUCGGACGAGCCCUCUUCAGGGCUUCUUGAAUUUUCAAGGGCUUAGGAGCAGGGGUUGGCGAGGCGGUGCUGCCCCGGCCGACAAAUUCCCGAUUUUUUGAGUAGCUCCGCUUGUGUGAGAUCGAAGUAGGUAUUUUCGGGGUGGUGUGGUUUCUCAGUGGCUCGACGAGGCUGGAACCAGCGGAUGAGCUUUGGUGUGAACUCGGUGCCGAAAACGAGUGCUGAGCGCUUAUGGCUGCCGGUGCCUGCGGUAGGGUCUGUCCAUGGAAGCCGUUGUUCGAUAGUCUCUGUCCAUAGAAGGCGGUGGUCGUGGUGAACAGCUCGGCGGGUGGUAUGGUUUGCCCAUAGAAGCCGGUCUUCGGUAGUGGCUGUCCAUAGAAGCCGGUGUUCGUGCUGAACAGCUCGGCGGGCGGUAGGGUUUGUCGCUGGAAGAUGCUAUUCAUGUUGAGCUCGGCGGACGGUGGGAUUUGUCCCUGGUAGGUGCUGUUCGUGUUGAACGGCUCGGCGGACGGUAGGAACUGUCCAUGGAAGGUGGUAUUCGGUAGUGUCUGUCCAUGGAAGGCGGUGUUCGUGCUGGUCGGCUCAGCGGGCAGUAGCAUCUGUCCAAAGAAGGCGCCGUUCGUGCUCAACAGCUCGGCGGGCUGCAGCGAUGUGUUGGAACACCAUUGGGAGGCCUGAGUGGGCUGAGACUGCGACGGCAUGGAAGGCGACAGCUUCACUCUCUUGUUGGCGGGCUCGUACGGCGCAAGGCACUGUGCGGCAGUCGGAUUGCCGUUGAUGAGGGCUUCCUUCCGUUGCUUGGCGGCGGCGAUGGCUGCCUGCUUCGUGUUAUGCUCGCGUUGCCGUUGGAGGGUCAAGAGCUGUUGGCCGGAGGACAGGCGCCGAUUGAAGCAUGUAGUGCAGUGGAUGCCAUCAUUUUUCGCGGGGCGAAUGGGUGACUCUCUGUGACAUAGGCAGCAAAUCAUGCGAUUUUUGCCUAGCAUUUUCGCCGGAACGUUUCGUGCUUCGUGGCUGAGCUGGGCAUGCAAUGCAUUGCCUUGUGCGUCCCAAAUCUUUUGCGACUCGACAGCCGCUAAUUGCGAGACUGAACUAGGUCCAUAACUGCCAACAGCCUGCGGCGCCGUCCUCGUCAGCGCGGGGCUGUUGAAGAUGAUAGAUGGGUCUUGGAGAUGAGGCUGCGAUGGGCCUGCACCAUAGACUGCCUGUGGUAGUCCGUAUCCCGACGCGAACAUAUCCCGAACAGAGGUCUGCUUAGCAAAUUCAUGCUGCAAAGAGUGCGGAAUGUGAUAAGUCAUGUUGUGCUGUGACAUUUGUGGUGUCGCUGGUGUCUGCGGUGUCUGCGAUCUCUGCGGUGUCUGUGGUGUUUUUGGUAUCUGUGGUAUUUGCCAUCUCUGCUGGUGCUGUGGUGUUUUUGGUAUCUGUGGUAUUUGCCAUCUCUGCUGGUGCUGUGGAGUCUGCGGCAUCUGUGGUAUUUGCCAUCUCUGCUGGUGCUGUGGAGUCUGCGGCAUCUGUGGAAAUGAAGGAGUCACGUAGUUGCUCUGCUGCGGUCCUUGGAGGUUGAAGUCGAAGUUGUUGCAGGUGCACUCGUAGAUCCAAGUGCUAUCCACGAAAUAGCAUGUCUGGCCGCACAUCCCGCAUAACGAUAUGCUCAUAUUCGAAUCUGGCCGAAGCGCCGGUUGCUGUGGUGGUAACGACAUGUCUGGUCGAUGCGUCGAGGUGGAUGUGGGAGCGCUGGUAGCUAGGUAUGCUGUGAGUGCGUUCUCUCGGUCGGUGUUGUUGGUAGUGGUGGGUAGGGGGAGCCUUGCAGUGGGUGUCGAAAAUGAGUGCCAUAUACUACUAGCGCACUAAGCAAUAGCUUGGCAUUCCCGCAGUGGCCCCCCCCCUAAGGCACCGGGCUUCACUCGCACGUUUCCUCUGUUUCACACGCCGCACUCUCUGCUCAGUCUGAUUUGACGUACACGAGCCCGGUAUUUUCGACGUUCUGCAGUGUUCGCUGUCGUCCGCCGCGACAAGUCGCCAGUCGUUUCUUCGUCCCGUGAGUUGGUCGGUCUGCGUCUACUUCAUGCGGGUGAACUCCAUCGUCUGCCGUUGCAAAAUGGUCCCUGAGCGUCAUCAGGAUCUCAUCCAGCGUAUCUAUUCCACCAACUUCAGACCUCUGAGAGCACCCGAUCGAAUCUGCUGGUGAAGGCCCGAAUGGUCCGGUAUGUAGACUGGUCACCUCACCUCUCUGCUUCACUUGGUGACAGUGAGGGAUGGAGGCGCUCAGCAUUGAUCCGCACGUGCUCACGACACAUCGCGGGUGGACUACGAUAUCAGACUCGUCUUGCGACUCCGCGUCUUCAACUUAAACACCGCUUCUGACUUCCUCAUACUAAAGACAGUCACAGACGACCUUCAGCUACAGCAUGGACAUCCCCAUCAACACAGCCAGCAGGAUGGACGACGAUGCUAGUUGGUAUGAGAAAUUCUCGGGCGGUGAGGUCGAUGUCUUUGGAGAUGGGCCACCAGAAAAGCCGCCAGCUCGCCGUCGCAUAAAGCCACAAUUCGUACCUCAGAAGAGCGUGACCUAUGGACCAACCCACCAGCAGCUUCUUGCCAGAUCUUACACCGACAAGCGCAUCCUCGAGAAAUGUUCGGAAUACCAGUUGCACAUUCCAGACGAGAUGGAUGUACCAGAUCGAGUGGUCCCCAGAUAUAGCAGGAGCGUUGAACCUGCUGCCAAGGACUCGUCUGGGAAGUCCGCCCACAGCCAGGCACUGCAUGUAAAUACGCCAAGGCAGGAUUCAGUCUUUGGUGGACGAAGGCAUGACGGUCUCUAUUCAAGUGAGGAGGAAUACGAAAAACCGGUAGGCAAGCCACACAGUUCACUAGUCGCACCAACCACACGAGCAAUCGCUGUGGGCCGACCUCUACCAGAAAGUUCAGAAGUUGUCAAAAAGAUUCCAGAUGGCGACACCUCAGAAGAUGCGCAGGUGCAGGUUGCGACUCAUCCGAAAAGGAUAGUGCAGGGGACACCAUCGAUCUUCCGCCCGACACUUCUCGUCAAGCUUGACGGCGCUCUCCCUAUCCCUUUCGGCGACAAGCGCUUUACCGGAGACACCAACAAGAUUAAGUGGACUGGUAGCAAGCAGGCGUAUUACCGGAAAUGCUCGCUGUUCAUACUCGGACAUUCAACCAAGUGUGGACUGAAGCUGAGCGAUGUGAAGAUUGUGUUCGAACAUAUUUUUCCGAAAUAUGUACAUUCGCUCUCAGAGCCUCCGUCUCCUCAGAAGUUUGGCUCUCAGCUUAGUAUGCACACCUGCACCGAAAAGCCUCGACAUUCGGACUGGGACGGGCUGUUGGGACUGUUACCAGUCGUAGGAUGGAAGCAGAAGUGUGUGAAUGACUGCGAGAGGGCAGUCCAGCUUGCCUUGAGCCAGCUUGGCAUGCAGGCCAAUGCGCCUUCCCCCUGUGCAUCUUGCAUUGCCUGGACCGAAGAUGUGGCCCGGAAGAAGCGCCAAGGAAGGGUCAAGCCGUAGAGGAGUCAGGUGAAAAGGCGACGAAGAAGUGGCGAUCUGGAAGGCCCGGGUGCCUCUAGAACUGAUGUGACUGCAGCGCUGGCGAUACAACACAGCCCAGUCAGAAUGGACUGGACUUGAACCUCCAAGACCAGACGCGAUGCUUCCUUCUUCUAACGCUUCCAGACCUCGUUGGUUGCUGCGCUGAUGAUGUACCAAACCCAUCGACAUACACAUUAGGUAGUGCAGUGCGUUUCCCGAGACUUGGGAUUAUCUGAUCUCAUAAGUCUUGCCAGGAUGCCUUGAUAGCCUGCCCAAAUGACAUAGAAUGAUUUUUGCCAGUUCGUCUCUGGAGACCCGGGAUCACCAUACUUUCAGCAAGCCCAUGAGAUUUCUUGCGGCUAUGCUAUCGAGAUAUUUUGACUCAAGCGAUCUCCGAAGAAACUGAUCACCAGAAAACCCGACCAGAUGAUGUGACCCGAAGCAAGAGGCUAUGCUAUAUUCCUUUUUUUGUCCUUUCUUAUUCUUUUCUUCCUUUCUUUCUUCUGGGCUCUGCCAACAAGUAUCUUCUGCUCAAGUCAUCAAAAAUGUAUUCCAGGACAAUAUUCGGAGCAAUGGCCGCGGGGGUUUUUUCUGGCUGCCUGAGGCAGGUCAAAACCACAACAAGUGCACACAGAAUUGUCCGUCCGACCCAACGACGAGAAACUUGAAUGCGAACAGUCUACUCGCUCGUAUGACGCCGUACACUCUCAUCGUUGACGGACCAAGACCUGUGCUGAGAUGCCCCUUCUCUGAAGACGACUAUGCCGUUGCAGGAGGAGAGACCAGUCGUGAAAUUCAUUGCGGCGUCCAUCUGCUACAGUCUUUGCAUCAGACUGCGAGCCCAAGGCGGGCGAGAGACUCCCCGCCGUCCUUUCUCGGUGACAUGGCGGAUUCGCGGAGUAUUAAUGGACAUACGCGCCGCAAUGAGAAGAU
Molecule: messenger RNA, 4992 nt
Organism: Sphaerulina musiva SO2202
Lineage: Eukaryota; Fungi; Ascomycota; Dothideomycetes; Mycosphaerellales; Mycosphaerellaceae
Exons: 1
Coding region: 2926-4038 (370 amino acids)
Source: RefSeq, a predicted model, not a curated record